Molecule: messenger RNA, 1728 nt
Organism: Saitoella complicata NRRL Y-17804
Lineage: Eukaryota; Fungi; Ascomycota; Saitoellomycetes; Saitoellales; Saitoellaceae
Exons: 1
Coding region: 269-1564 (431 amino acids)
Source: RefSeq, a predicted model, not a curated record
CCCGCGCGCAAAAGUCUGCACAGGUUCGUGUAGACGAGGAGGUUGGACAUCUCAAAAACGUCAAGGCUGCAUCAACACGCGCAAGUGCCCGAAGCUCUUCACCAAAUUCGGUCAAAUUCUAGCCCGCUGUAAGACACAACCAGCUCACCUAUGGAUCGGACUUAGUUUCCUGAAGAGAGGGGGGGUCACCCGAGAAGUGGAAUAAGAACCUACGCUUCUCUCCAACGCCGACACCUCUGCUAGGACGACUUGAUCUGUAUUGCGAAGGAUGGCAGAGUAUUCACGUCUUGAGGGAGGAUCAGCUGGGAAAUCGGGGAGGAGAUUGAGUCCCAGUCCGCUUCGCGUAGUUACGUCAUCCGGACUUCAACGAGUUCCCUCCAACGCUUCCUUCGCCUCGACCUCGAUGCCUCAGACGACGACCGAGAGCCCCUUCCAUGCACCCGACGACUCCCUUCGUCGCGACUCUGACGACAUCCGCUACGAUGCCCCCGAAUCUGCGCGAUCCUCCGGCGAACACGAAGUCCUCUUCGAAUCCCCAUUCCGCAGCUCCGUGGAUCAGACGAGACCCCGUUCCUUGAUUGGACAGAACCCUUUCAGCAACCGUGCGUACCAGUACGACAACCCCGACGCCCGAAACUCCACCGAGUCGCUUCAGUCCGCGGGGGCGGUUCGUGGAGACCGUGCCCGCGUCGAAGCCGAAGACGAGAACUUUGGUGAGCACCUCCUUGGAGCACGUAACGAUGAUCCCGAGCGUGGCAACGUUGAGGACGACGAAGACCACCCGCCUACCCUCAUGUCUUUCCGUGGUGUCGAAAAGGGCGCUCCGAACCCGUAUAUCCCUCACAAGAAAUGGUACCGUAUCCCCUGGGAAAGGAUGCCAAAUCUCUUGAGUUGGGCGCCGAAGCGCGUCCAGGGCUGGUUCUCGUUUGAGCGUUCGUGGACUUCGUAUGUCUUCGGUCUCGUCAUGAUCGCUAUCUUCAUUGUGGGUUGUAUCGUUAUCUUUUACACCCUCGGAUUUAGCAAGCCGAGAUUCUAUCAGCAAGGUGUUGGGUUAUCCGUUCUUAACGGCAUCGACGAGACCGGAUUCAACUUGACGCGUUACCUCAACGUCUCCCUCACUAAUCCCAACUUCUUCGCUGUCACGGUCAAGCCCCUCGAGCUCUGGGCCGUAUACAACGGUACUUACUUCUUCGGUCAAACCCUCGAUAACUCCGGAAUCAAGCUCAAGGCCCACGCCAAGAACACCUCGGUCGUUAUUCCAUUCGUUUUCUCCUACCUCACCUCUCAAGACGCCAACACCUCCUUCAUCACCCAGUUGGCGCUUGAGUGCGGUGCAACCACCAACGACAAGCCCGAGGCUUUGCCCUACGAGUUGUUGGCGCAGGGAAAGACUAAAGCCGUCAGUGCUUUCAACAUCCAAAUGGAUAUGGGUAGGACGCCAGGUGGUAUGACGUGUGAUUCUUUGACUGGGAAGGUUGUUAGGAGGAUGGCGGAGUUGAGGGGUGUUACGUUGGCGGAUUGGCAGCAGGGUAAUGAUGAUGUGUCUGCUGGCGACACUGCCUAGAUUCGAUGAGGGGCUUUAUGGGCUCGCAGAGGGAGAGAAACAUACUUUUAGCAUUUUAUACGUUAUUUCGAGAUCUUAGCUUUUAAAUCAAAUUCAGGUUGCAUUUAAUUCCGUUCUCGCUCAGUUAAUUGAGUUCAUUACACGCGCGAACUUGGCCGCAAACG